UUACCCGCUCUCCUUCACCAUUUAUACACUCGCUCAGCUCAGCUUCUCUGUAUCCUAAGUCUCAAAACCAAAAACGCCAACCCCCUCUCUCUCCCUCUCUCUCCCCUUAUAUACAAAAUCUUGCUGUUUCUCUUUGCUGAGGGUCGACCAUGGUGAAGGACGUGACAGAACAAGGAUCAUUCCCAGCGAAGGACUACCAUGACCCACCACCAGCACCAUUGAUUGAUGCGGUGGAGCUAACCAAGUGGUCAUUUUACAGGGCCUUGAUUGCUGAAUUUAUAGCAACUUUGCUCUUUCUUUACAUCACUGUUUUGACUGUGAUUGGAUACAAAAGCCAGACUGAUCCUGCAAAGAAUGCUGACUCUUGUGGUGGUGUUGGAAUUCUUGGCAUCGCUUGGGCCUUUGGUGGCAUGAUCUUUAUUCUUGUUUACUGCACUGCUGGUAUUUCAGGAGGGCACAUUAACCCAGCAGUGACAUUCGGGUUGUUCCUGGCCCGAAAGGUCUCACUGGUACGGGCCGUCAUGUACAUGGUGGCCCAGUGCUUGGGAGCCAUAGCCGGUGUCGGAUUGGUGAAGGCCUUCCAGAGUUCCUUCUAUAAGAGGUAUGGUGGUGGGGCCAACAGUCUGGCUGCUGGGUACAGCAAAGGCGUUGGAUUGGGUGCCGAGAUCAUCGGGACUUUUGUUUUGGUCUACACAGUGUUUUCCGCCACAGAUCCGAAGAGGAAUGCCAGAGACUCCCAUGUGCCUGUUUUGGCUCCACUCCCAAUUGGAUUUGCUGUAUUCAUGGUUCACUUGGCCACCAUUCCAAUCACUGGAACCGGCAUCAACCCAGCCAGGAGUCUAGGAGCUGCUGUUAUCUACAAUCAGGACAAGCCCUGGGAUGAUCAUUGGAUCUUUUGGGUUGGACCCUUCAUUGGUGCAGCCAUCGCAGCCUUCUAUCACCAAUUCAUCUUGAGGGCAGGAGCUGUGAAGGCUCUUGGGUCAUUCAGGAGCAACCCAACUGUUUAAGGGAAGAAAUAAUUUUUCUAAACUAAUAAUGAAGGAAAAGCAUGUGCUGGUUGGUUUCAUUAUUAGCCCUUCUGGUGUGUUCUUUGUUGUUGGGGGGGUUGAAAAUGUGAGAAGAGAGGCUUGAAAGAAUUAUGGAAUUUGUAGAUAUAAAAGCCUCUUUGAAAAUGGGAGGCUUUUGGUUAUCCCUUUUUUAUUUGUUUUGUUUGAGUUCACUUAGCAAUGUUAUGAUGGUUUUCUUGGUUGGUUCA
Messenger RNA from Hevea brasiliensis (rubber tree), 1255 nucleotides. RefSeq names its product aquaporin PIP2-1. Gene Ontology annotation, biological process: transmembrane transport. Bases 150 to 1007 code for a protein of 285 amino acids. Gene Ontology annotation, molecular function: water channel activity. The record is from RefSeq and is a predicted model, not a curated record. Gene Ontology annotation, cellular component: plasma membrane. NCBI's taxonomy places the organism in Eukaryota, Viridiplantae, Streptophyta, Magnoliopsida, Malpighiales, Euphorbiaceae. The transcript has 4 exons.